AUGAAACAUUUUAGCGAUAUCGAUAAAUCAAUAGAUAUAACCAAGCCAUUUAUAAUGGGCAUUGAUGAAGCUGGUCGUGGUCCUGUAAUGGGGCCGCUUGUGUAUGGGUGUUGUUUCGCGCCAAUUUCCGAAACUGCCACAAUUAGUAAAAUGAAGUUUAAUGAUUCAAAAAAAUUAACAGAACAACAAAGAAAUCAUUUAUUUCAAAAAAUGUGUGAUUCGAAUAAGAUAUUAGGUUUUGAAGUUGAUGUAAUAUCACCAGAAAUCCUAUCAGAGAAAAUGUUAUUAAAGAAACCAAUAUCAUUAAAUGUUAUAUCACACGAGUCGGCAAUGGGACUAAUUCGAUCAGUAUUAUCGAAAGGUAUAAAUGUACAAGAGUUAUAUUUAGAUACAGUGGGUACACCAGCAACUUAUCAAGCAAUGUUGAAAAACCACUUCCCAGAGAUUUCAAAGAUUGUAGUUUCGAAAAAAGCAGAUUCUCUCUAUCCAAUCGUUAGUGCUGCUUCCAUUUGUGCAAAAGUUAUUAGAGAUCAUGAAAUUACUUCAAAGAAUUUUGAUGAUUUAGAAAUACAAGAUGAAGAUGACCAAUUAUCAACUGAAUUUGGAUCCGGUUACCCAAGUGACCCUGUAACUAAAUUUUGGUUAACUAAAAAUCGUGACAAAGUUUUUGGGUACCCUUCUUUUAUUCGUUUUAGUUGGAGUACCGCCGAUAAUGCCAUGAGAGGUAAUUGCUUUGGUGUGGAAUGGAACCUUGAUAAAUCAACAAAAAUAAGCGAAACAAUGUUUAACGAUAUUGCAGUUGGUCAAAAAAGAAAAAGAUUCACUUUUUUUAAUGAUAAUAAUUUGGAAAAUUGUAUAAACGAUUUUUAA
Dictyostelium purpureum is the source of this 870-nucleotide messenger RNA. RefSeq lists its product as uncharacterized. The record is from RefSeq and is a predicted model, not a curated record. Lineage: Eukaryota; Evosea; Eumycetozoa; Dictyosteliales; Dictyosteliaceae. The transcript has 2 exons. Gene Ontology annotation, molecular function: RNA binding; RNA-DNA hybrid ribonuclease activity. Gene Ontology annotation, cellular component: ribonuclease H2 complex. Bases 1 to 870 code for a protein of 289 amino acids. Gene Ontology annotation, biological process: DNA replication, removal of RNA primer; mismatch repair.